Molecule: messenger RNA, 5118 nt
Organism: Patiria miniata (bat star)
Lineage: Eukaryota; Metazoa; Echinodermata; Asteroidea; Valvatida; Asterinidae
Product: CNK3/IPCEF1 fusion protein-like
Exons: 18
Coding region: 80-3676 (1198 amino acids)
Molecular function (GO): protein binding
Source: RefSeq, a predicted model, not a curated record
UUCCCGCGGUCACUAAAACAUUUACUUCCUGUUUUGAAGUCGCAAGAUCGGUGCAUCGGGCAUCGAAACACUCGGGAAAAUGUCGUCUUUAAAUAUAAUCUCGUGGACCCCAGAGGAUAUUGCAAACUGGAUCAAAGGACUAGAUAGUUCCUUGGAGCAGUACAUUCCAAACUUCCUCGCCCACUCAGUAACCGGCGACCGUCUCCUGAAGAUGACGAUACAGGAACUUGAAGACAUGAAGAUUACUAAGAUGGGUCAUCAAGAACUCAUGUUGGAGGCCAUUGAUCUCCUCUUGAUGGUGCAUUAUGCACACCCGACGGAGACCUUACAGACAGUGGCCCUGAAUCUGAACACCAAGGCCAGUAACCUGGCUAGCCUGUUGAAGCAGAGAUUGCAGUCAGGGAACCAUCCCCAAGACCGACUGUACAGCGCGCCUUCUACCAUCCUACUCAAAGUAUCCGAGACGAUAUCCGCUGCCAAGACACUGAUCUCAUGGCUUGACAGACCGCCAUUUUCCACUGGGCCAGAGAAAGAUUUUCAGGAGUUCAGUAAAGACAUCUUGCACUAUGCACUUGAGAUGACCCAAGCCGUGCAACUACAUCACAACUUGGCUGAAGCACUGCCGGAAAUCAGAGCCAUCGCAAAAGAGUUUGCAGCGAUUGCGGACAAUCUGAUCAAGCAAUCAACAGAUCCCCUCGUGAUUCAACCCACAACGGUCGAGGAGGUGAGAAUCAAGAAGAGCAGACCAGAGGAGGAACUGGGUCUCUUUAUCAAAACAUCAACCAUUGACGGAAUCCAUUAUAUAACUGGCACCAAAGAUCAGUCUGCGGCAAGCUUAAGCAGAAAAGUGGGCCCAGGAGAUGAGCUGCUAAGAGUGAAUGAACAAACAGUGGUCAGUUGGGAGCACAGUAAGGUGGUCACAGCCCUCAAGCAUGACCCCAUGGGCGUCUGUCUGACCCUCCGUAAACGCCCCUGUAACCUAGGCUCCCCAGGCCAGGUCAUCCGGCCGGGGAAUUCCCCAUAUACCAUACGGCAUGGAGGCACGCCCCAGCUCAUGCGCAAGGACAGUAAGGACAGUUUCCCUUCCAUGAGGUCGCCGAUUACGACGGGAGAAUUCCUGAUGCCGAUGUCGCCCCACGAUGUGCUGAUCACGAAACAGAGAAGUAACAGUGAUCCUGAGACCCAAAAAGAGGCCCACGAGACUCACUCCGACUCAGAGUCUCUGGUCCAAGAAGCGGAGAGAAUCAAACGUCAACGACGAGGCACGAUGGGCGAAGGCUUGCAGAGGAAAGGCAGUAAGGGUCAGACACCGGAGGGCCGGCCGAGAUCGCUGCCAAUCAACACAGAAGAACUGGUGGCAGAGGUGGCUAAGUGGACAGCCCCGUCUAUUUCUGCCCGGCCUGAUUUUUCUCCCAUCGCGGGCAGCCCGUCUAGCCCAGCCACCGCAAGCACCCAGACCUCCCCCUUACUCGGGGGCGAUAAAACCCCAAACCGGACCACAAAUCCUAAAGAUGCCCCACCCGUCCCCGCCAAACCCUCCCUCAAGAAAGUUUCAAUCUCCACAACGGACGGCUCAAGUCCAUCCAGGACAGAUGCCUUGGAUUCACCCUCGAUUCUUGUCAGACCGGAGUUUGAAAUUAGCAAACCGACCGAAGAUGAAAAUUCCCAAGACCCCGCUGUCCUAGAUGAAACCGAAAGAUCCUCAGAAGCCGAUCAAAAAAGUCCAAAAGAUCCUGAAAAAACGCCUGUAACUACCCCUGACACUGAGCCUGAAUCCACAGCCAAGAACACAAAUAACAACGUGGAUGCCUCCAUGGCAGGAAAUCAGCAAGAGGUCACGAAUGAAGUGUCAGGGGUCGCAACCUCGGACAUAGAUGAUUAUGUCUUGGUGGAAAACAAGAGUCCCCUGUCACCAUCUAAAUCGGUGAGUUUCUUUGAACGGUCUCAGUCCAAUGCAUCGGAAUUAUCUGUGACUUCUAGUGGUGUGAGACUCCGCCCCAAGAAAACCAAGCGGAAGUACAAGGUAUCCCGGGGCGUGUCCUGCGUGGACCUCGGCCCGGGGGAGUGCCAAGGAUGGCUUCACAAGAAGAACGAAACCAAGCAGACGUUCCGAUCCAACUGGGUGGAGAUGUGGUUCGUUCUCAAGGACUUUGUGCUGUACUACUAUAAAAACAAAACUGAUACAAAGGCCAAAGGAGUGCUCUGUCUGCCAGGCUAUCUCGUCUCAGAAGCUUCAGAGUCAAAGAGGGAAAAUGCUUUCAAGGCUUCCCACAAGGGCACCAAGCCGAUCUACUUCGCUGCCCAUCGGCGUCAGGACAUGGAGAAAUGGAUUCGGAAGCUAGGCCUGGCUGCCAUCAUGUAUGCGGAUGAGAAGAGGAUGAGACAGUCUGUGAUCUUUGAAUCAGAACCGUCGUUAAACGUCAGCGCUAUGAUGCAAAGUGUAGAUGGUUACCAUAGCGAAAGUGACGAUGAAGACAAAAGCGACAAAUCCAGUCCCGUCUCCCCAACCUCCAGCGACAAAUCAGACGAAAGCUCCAGCGGUUCACCGCAACACAAACACAAGUACAGACGAACGCAGACUGCUCCCGAUCUGCUCAGCGGUGGGUCAGGUAGCCCAACUCCUAUACCCAAAUCCUACUUGAAAAACAAGAAAGAGUCUGGCAUCGCCAGUCCGAACUCGCCGAAGGGCAGCCCGAAAAUCAUGCAGCGCGUGCUGCAGACGAUCCGUCGACACAGCCGCGGGAAUCUGAAUAUCCAACCGUCAGAGUUGGCUGGCUUGCAAGGGAAAUUCGCCACACGUCGGAAUUCAUCCCCAUUUGUGCUUAUUUCCCAUGUAGACCAGCCAUCAGAUGAAGCUUUCGGCCAAGUACAAACCGACGAAACCCCAACCUUUACCCACUCUUCCCCAACCUCCCCGGACGCCACCAAUGGCAGACCAAUAGAGGGCGCCACAGUGCACAACAACGACGACCUCCUCAACCAUUACAUGACCUUAGUGGAGGACACAGGUGGCGUCAGCGGCUUGGAGAGAACCAUGGAAGCAAGAACUAGCAAGAGAUUCAAGGCGAAAGGGCCAGGGCUGAAGCGAAUCCACACAGUACUUGAUAAGAACCCGGAGAAAAACAAGAAGGCGUUACAGAGACGCGCACUCCAGAGAACCUUAAAGGCCAAGGAAGAGGAACUUCAGCAACUAAAUUCUCUGCUAUCAGAGGCGUCCGUCUCCUCAACCAACCUUCAAGAGUGGAGGAAGUCCCACAAGGACCUCCUGGAUCACAUCCUGAAGGGGCCGAAACCAGACAGUCCCAGCGACUCGGACUCGGACAUGGACGAAGACAAAAACUUGGACAAAGUCGUGAAUGGAAAUCUGGAUGGAGAAUCAGCGGGUGCCAAUGAUGACGUUAGUGAAGAUGCAAACGGAAACAGAGACACAGUAUGUGCAACGCCAGACGGAACUCAAGUUGUUGCUGGUAGAGACUCGGAUGUUACAACUGAAGAUUGCCGCAGUGUCGAGAACUUGGAUAAGGAGAAGCCUAGCGCUUCAGCCAGCGGCCAGUUGGGAGAAUCAUCAGAGAUGGCGCCCUCUACAGCCGAGUCAGAGGUCAGUGGGAUGGCAAGGUCGUCGCAUGACGAAUUCAGGAAGAGCAUCGGGAGCCAGGGGUCCGAAACCAGCUUAUGAGAAGGUUUUGUUGGUUCGUUGAUAAAAGUCGAGAGAAAAAUGAAUUGCCCUGGAACCUUCUGGAGGCAAUUGCAGUGGGAUCGUAGUCUUUUUUUAUGGGUAACUUAGCGAAUUUAUUUGGUAAGCAAAAGACAGCUUGGAACCGGUCACAGGUUAAAUGUGAAGUGCACAGCUUUUUGUCUGGUAUCCUGUUUUUGCUAAGUACAGAUUUUCUGUGCUUAACAUCUCAUAAUUGACUCCAGCACGUGGUUUCAUGAAACUCAUCGUAACUUACGAUGCAUCACAGCAUUGUAUCCUUACGAUGCAUCGCAGCUGCAACACGUCCUGCGAUUCAUUUCACAAACAACGUCGUAACUUUGAAGCUUGGUAGGUAUAUUUAUAGCACAACACGGUCACACACAUACAUGUAUGUUUGUGUGUAUUCUAGGCACAGUAAAUAGUCAUCUGAUAGUCGGCAAAGAGUCUUCUCCCAUCGAAAGUUUUUAAAACGUAAAACAAAAUAGCGGACGUAUGAUGCAGUUUUUCACGGAAAACAAACUCGCAGUGGACUGUCAGCUUCUUUGAAACCUCAACUGUAAUAUUCAAGGUUUUAUUCAUAUUGACUAUGAUGCAUAUAUUUCAUUUACAACUUCACACACACACAUUGUCUCGGUAUUAUAGAGUAGUUUAUUUGAUUUUUAUGGCAGAAACUGGCCAAGAAAAGACGCAUCUUAUUUUGCAUUGACCAAAAGACACAUCGUAACUUGCACUUGUUUUAAGUCGUUGUCAAGGAACUUGUGAUGUGUUAAAUGCGUCGUAAGUUUUGUGAAAUGGAUCAUACGACGUGUUGCAAGUUACGAUGUGUUACACAUUGCAACUUGAGCUGCAGUCGCAGCGACGCAUUGCCGCACUUUGUGAAAUCAGGUGCAGGUCUGAGGUCUCCAGUGUUGUUCUCCUUGAAUAUUAUCAUAAACAAUUCGACUUUCUACCAGAUGUGCCACAAAACAAAUUGCCGUGGCCCUUGUAGAAAAAAGUUCCAAGCUUGUUAAACUGAAAGUGCUACUGCCAGAUGUGUAUAUCUAUCCGAGAAAAAUUCUGUUACAACCAACCAAGAUUUGAAGUACGUAAGUAAAUAUACAUUAGUUGAAUUAAGGUUUAUUAAUUAAUUGUAAAAACUAGGCCUAAUGGUUCAAUAUUACUUACAUUAUGACAUUGUGUGAAGUGCAUAUUAUUUCUUUUGCUAUUUUGUUUGUUUGUAUGAGAGUCUACUGUGUAAUUAAAUUAAAAAUGUAUGAUAGACCACAGAGUAAACUUACAAGCAUUUACAGCAUUCAGACGAUAGCUGCCUGUAUUUUUGUAUUUUUUGUAUUUAACUUUUAAACAACUCAUUUACAGGUUUGUACAUACAUGUAAGUCAAAUAAAUUUGCCAAACAGUGGGCAAGGAUCGUGUUGAUGCACUUGA